Messenger RNA from Physeter macrocephalus (sperm whale), 1579 nucleotides. It is a transcript of the gene DUSP15, whose product is annotated as dual specificity phosphatase 15. The transcript is spliced from 7 exons. Gene Ontology annotation, cellular component: cytosol. NCBI's taxonomy places the organism in Eukaryota, Metazoa, Chordata, Mammalia, Artiodactyla, Physeteridae. Gene Ontology annotation, biological process: signal transduction; protein dephosphorylation. Bases 175 to 882 code for a protein of 235 amino acids. The record is from RefSeq and is a predicted model, not a curated record. Gene Ontology annotation, molecular function: protein tyrosine phosphatase activity; protein tyrosine/serine/threonine phosphatase activity.
GGCUGGGCCGAGCUGCGGACGCCAGGCCCCCCGAUCCCCGCCAGGCUGCGGACGCCAGGCCCCCCGAUCCCCGCCAGGCUGCAGGCGCCGGGCCCGGGCCGUCAGGGCGGCUGUGACCCUUGCGCUCAGCGGGUGGCGAGCUGGGGGUGCGCCCGGAUCCCCGCCCCCGGGAUCAUGGGGAAUGGCAUGACCAAGGUACUUCCUGGACUCUACCUCGGAAACUUCAUUGAUGCCAAAGACACGGAUCAGCUAGGCCGGAAUAAGAUCACACACAUCAUCUCCAUCCACGAGUCACCCCAGCCUCUGCUGCAGGACAUAACCUACCUUCGCAUCUCAGUGGCCGACGCCCCUGAGGUACCCAUCAAAAAGCACUUCAAAGAAUGUAUCAACUUCAUCCACUGUUGCCGCCUCAAUGGGGGAAACUGCCUUGUGCACUGCUUUGCAGGCAUCUCCCGAAGCACCACCAUCGUGACGGCAUAUGUGAUGACUGUGACAGGACUGAGCUGGCGGGACGUGCUUGAAGCCAUCAAGGCCACGCGGCCCAUCGCCAACCCCAACCCAGGCUUUAGGCAGCAGCUUGAAGAGUUUGGCUGGGGCAGUUCCCGGAAGCUUCGCCGGCAGCUGGAGGAGCGCUUCGGGGAGAGCCCUUUCCGAGACGAGGAGGAGGUGCGCGCGCUGCUGCCGCUGUGCGCGCGCUGCCGGCAGGGCUCUGCGAGCGCGGCCUCUUCCCCCGCGCCCGGCUCCUCGGCCUCGGAGGGGACCUUGCAGCGCCUGGUGCCGCGGUCGCCCCGGGAAGCCCACCGGCCGCUGCCGCUGCUGGCGCGCGUCAAGCAGACUUUCUCUUGCCUCCCGCGGUGUCUGUCCCGCAAAGGCAGCAAGUGAGGAUCCUGCCCCGCCGUGGCGCCCCUCGGCCUCUCGACCGGUCCCCUUCGGGGAUUGUCUGCGCCUCCCACGGCCUUCAGGACGGGCCCAGAGCCUGUGGGAGCCCCGCGGCGGCCUGAUCCCCGCCCCUGCCCCUCUUCGCGCCUUGCUUGUCUGUGUCCGCGGUCAGUGUGUCCUCCAUCUGUGUGUGUGGCUCUGUGUCUGGGCCGGCCUGCUGCAGCUACCUGGUGCCUUAGUCCUUGGGCUGGGGGAGGGUGCCCCAGGCACCCCCUCCCAUUAAAGGCGGUGGGAGUGGGAGUGGGUGGGUGGGGUAGUUGGACGAUCCUGGAGGAUAUUAAAGAGACACAGAAGCUGCCUGUCUGAUCGCCUCCCAGUCAUUCCAUCAUUGAGCAAAGGCAGGGCUGCAGGACUCUGCCAGGGGCUGAAGCCUGCCGGAAAAAAUAAUAGGAGGGGCUUUACAUCCCCUAGGGCCUGAGGAGCCUGCCACCCUCCGUGAACUGCAGUCUGCAGGGCUGAGUUCCACUUCCCUGACCCUCACCCCUAUCUCUCCCUGGAGCCCUGGUCUCCUGAAAAGGCCGCCAACUCCUCCUCUCUGAACCCCUUUCCCCCUGGCUGAGCUCCUGUCCUCCCUGAGCACUGCCCCCCCACCCCCUGCCUCCGCCCCAGCUCCUUUCCUUUCCCUAUCCACAAAUCUUAG